Molecule: messenger RNA, 3128 nt
Organism: Pisolithus orientalis
Lineage: Eukaryota; Fungi; Basidiomycota; Agaricomycetes; Boletales; Pisolithaceae
Product: DNase I-like protein
Exons: 23
Coding region: 333-2666 (777 amino acids)
Biological process (GO): phosphatidylinositol dephosphorylation
Molecular function (GO): phosphatidylinositol-4,5-bisphosphate 5-phosphatase activity
Source: RefSeq, a predicted model, not a curated record
GCUUCAUCGUCUUCAAGUUGGACGAAAGCAACAACCAGUUACAAAUAAAAACCACUUCUCCGAUCACUGGUGAUGUUUCGUUGACUGUCGCUCAGGCGAAACAACAAUCACUUGAAAAUUUGCCCUCUCCUGCAUCACCGACUAUCCCGGGUGUCUCUGUCUUUACACUUACAAUCAAAUCCAAUUCCGAAGAUUUUCCGUCUCAGACUUUUAUCACCAGCGACAUACAGAAGUUACAGAAAUUUUCAGCCGAGUAUCGUCGUUUGAAAGCCAUAGCUGCCUCCAGGAAGUUGAACACGUCUGACAACUUUCUUUGGUUGCGCCCCUAUCAAAUGGCUCUACGAACCAAGGUAGUUGAUCUCCGUACCAAGAUAAUACCCCUGCACGAACGGCUCUCAAAAGCAACUGCCGGACUCCCUGGAAAUGAUCUUCGAGACAUCUCAACAGUGCGCGACGAAUGGAUACGCAAAGCCUCAACUGCAAAGGCUACUGUAGGAACCAAGUCUUUGCGCUUGCGCUUGGGGUCUUUCAAUGUCAACGGGAAGAUUCCCUCACAAGACUUGUCGCCCUGGCUUCGGGGGGUCGCGGCUAAGAAAACCACUGGGCAGCCCUGGAUUGCCCCUCUGGAGCCGCUAUCUCCUUUGGGGCCUUUGUGCGACUUGCUGCCAGAAGAGAAAGAUGAAGAUGACUUGUUAACCAAGUCCUCCGCCAACGCCACCCCCGAAAUGAAAGGGGCGGACCCUGAUAUUUUCGUUCUGGGAUUUCAGGAACUUGAUAUGUCGACUGAGGCUCUUCUAUAUGCAACAAGUCCCAUAAAGGAAGAAAUGUGGAUGACGGCAAUCUUUGCAGGACUUGGCGAAAAAGGCAUACUCUAUGAGAAGUUGGUUUCGACGCAGCUAGUUGGAAUGCUACUGAUAGUAAUUGUCAAGAAGGCACUACGUUCGUGCUUCAACGACGUCCAGUUCUGUCAUGCAGGCGCAGGCAUUAUGGGUUUUAUGGGGAACAAAGGUGCCACAGCUGUGAGAUUGGAGUUCACUCCAACUUCAUCCGGAGUAUCAGAACUGGCGUCCACACAACCCAUUGCACUGACUUUUGUGAACGCACAUCUGGCUGCGUUCGAUGAGAUGGUGGAAAGGCGGAAUUACGACUUUCACGAUCUCUCGGCACGCUUGACUUUCCCGUCUGCCGGAGGCACCGGGUACGAUGACACGCUCAAUCUUUAUCAAUCUGAUGUGCUUUUCUGGAUGGGUGAUCUCAACUAUCGGAUAAACCUGUCAGAUUCAGACAUUAGAGCUAUCCUAACUUCCUACCCUGAUAGUGGCGUGCAACACAUAGUUGCAUAUGACCAGCUACGGAAUUCCAUACGCUCUAACGAGGCUUUCUCUCACUUUGUGGAGCACCCUAUCACCCACUUUCCGACAUAUCGAUAUGGCGCAGGUGUGUCGAGAGAUCUGCUGGGUUACGAUACCAAGCGUAAGCCCGCUUGGACGGAUCGGAUAAUGUAUAUGCCGUCGCCCGACAUCGAUCUCAAACAACUAGGGUAUGGAAGCCACCCGGAGAUCACGUUGAGCGAUCACCAACCUAUAUCCGCCGACUUUCACAUACCGGUAGCGAUCAUCAAUAAAGGGACAUACGAGGAACAUACAUGUGGACUCCACCGAGAGCUGUCUGAAUACGACCAAUCUAAGAAACCACGCAUCAAAGUUCAAACGGCGAACCUCGAUUUCGGUCCGAUCUUUUAUAGACGUCCUACUAAAAAAGCUCUAGUCUUGCUGAAUGACGGUGAUAUACCCUGCGUGUUUCGGUUCUUGAGUGCUGCGCCCGAUACGCCUGUGGCUCCGUCUUGGCUUCACAUCGAGCCCAUGGUGGGUUUACUCCGACCAAAGGAGACGGUGGCAGUUACCACUGUUGUCUACGUAGAUGAUGCUGCCGCGUCGAAGCUCAACCUCCGUCCACCUAAACUAGAAUGCACUCUCAUCCUGCACACUGCUCUUGGAAAAGACCACUUCAUCUCGGUAAGCGGAGAUUACCAAUACACGUGUUUCGUAAACACGCUGGAGCGACUUGCACGCUUGCCGGGGCCCAUUAGGAAUCUGAAGACCCCUGAAGACCUCAUGCCGAGCACGCAGGCUCUCAAUGCACCCAGAGAGAUUAUGAGACUCAUUAAUUGGAUGAUGACCAACUCGUCGUCAGAAACUGACACGUUUUUUGGACGACCAGCCAGGCGGAAACUGUGUACAGUCAUACGCGAGUGUCUCGAUACGGGAGAAGAGUUUCCAACCGUAACUGCCGAAAGUGAUCGCAGUGAUCUCUGUGCAGCAGUUGCUUCUACGCUUGUGGCAUUCCUGGACUCCUUAGUGGUCCCGGUGAUUCCUCCGUCUCUCCAAGCGAGAUGUCUGCAAGUGAGGGACAGGGAAACCGCCUUUGAAAUCGCAGACAUUCAGACACCUUUCACCAAGGUUUGGAUAUCACUGACGGCUUUCCUGCAUUACGUCGGGCAGCAAGGUUCCGCGUCGGGGAAGGCUGGGUCCCGGAGCAUCAGUUCCAAAGCUCUUCAUCUUGCCAUGCUCUUCGCACCUAUUUUACUUCGAGAUGACCCAUCCGGAGAAUUUCCCAGGGUAUCACCUAUCGGAAAACGCGACUUCCUCCUCUAUUUCAUUGCUUAGCAUAGACAGCUUCAACAAUGAUUUAUAGAUGUCGGUAUUCAUUAACUCGCGUUAUUAGUUAUUGUACAAGGUAUGCUACUUCUUCUGUGUCCAAGGGCGUCUAGUUUAGAACAUCUUCCUGUAUCGUCUCUUCUCUUUUUCCUCCAUCUCUCUCACGUGUGCCUUGAUCCUAGUAAUCUCGUUCUGGGUACCAGGGUCGGGGAAUAUCUUGUUGGCCUCCGCGAGAUCAUUCAAUGCGAGGUCAUGAUCUCCACGCAAAUUGUGUGCCAAUGCACGGCGAUAGUAUGCCAUUGCUGGGUAGAGGUCACUCGGUGUAGGAUACCAACGAGAAAAUGACGAACCUUGGAACUUUGGUUCUAACAAAUCCAAGUAUUCCUCUAUUACCUGAUUCGUAUUAUCCAAUACGAUUGCAGCAUCGGGUGGCUGCACGCGCAGAGCAGCUUGUGCGGUUGUGAGCAUCAU